AAACAAUACUCGAAAUUCUCAUAUAUGGUCAAGAUGGCCCCUAAUUCAACUCGGAACGGCAAAUUAUCGGGAAUUUGAACUCAGCUCGGAAGAUUAGUUAUCUGCGUAUAACUUGGAGCGAUACUCGCCUGUAAUCCUCAACUGCGCAUAUCAUGACUAAUAGUUAUCGUAUCCUCGUAGCAUCGUACAGCAACAACGUUUAUUCCCUUUUAUUCGACCCCUCGACGCCCUCGUUGACUCGCACUUCCUCCAUUGAAGCUGGCUUCCAUCCAUCAUGGAUCACUCAUUAUCCCGGGGAUACCUCUCUUGUCUUCGCAUCUUUGGAGCAGGCAAAUGGAAAGAUAAUCGUGCUCAAAUACGACAAUGAAGCCAACGGUGCCAUCGUAGCUGAAUCGUCCAGCGGAGGAGACGAUCCUUGCUCUCUUCUUGCGACCAAAGACCAACUGCUGAUCGCGAAUUACUCUUCUGGACACGUCUCCGUUCUUCCGAUUUCCCCAGAGCCGCCGUAUAUUCUCAAGCAGACCCCGACUACUAUAACGCUCACGGGCUCCGGACCUAAUAAAGACAGACAACGAUCGGCGCAUCCUCAUCAAGUGUAUCUCAAUGCAGAGUAUGAUGAAGUCCUCGUACCUGACCUGGGCGGUGACCGCGUCUACCGAUUUAAGCAAAAUGCGGAAGGAUCGUGGAUGGCUCAGAGCCAUAUCACUUACGAGCCUGGUGAAGGACCUCGCCAUGUCGCAUUUCACAACGGUACUCUCUACACCCUUCUCGAGCUCAUCAGCACCGUAGCCUCUCAUCGCCUCCCACCUCAGCCAGCGGAGCCUUCCUUCCUCCACACCGUAGCAACGAUGUCUCAACCACCGCCCUCUCCCACCGACAUGCUCGCCGCAGAAAUUCUCCUUCCUCAUCCAAACGCGACUUUUCCAAUACCGUAUAUAUAUGUCUCGAACCGUAACGACCCUUCUCACGACGGGGACAUCAUCUCCAUCUUCUCCACGGAAGCCAAACUCAUCGCCGAAGUGCGUUCGGGGCUCAAGCAUCUCCGUGGCAUGGCUUUUGGCGGGCCGGAUGACAAGUGGUUGAUUGCUGGAGGUGUGCACGGGGGAGGCAUCAAGAUUUUCGAAAGGGUUAACGAAGGAAAGGGAUUGGUGGAGAUUGCAGGCAAUACAGAAACUGAAUCUCCGACUGGGUUUUUGUGGCUAUAGACCUCAUGACUUUGUACGAGAGAAUGAUAAAUAAGCGCCAAUUUUGCC
Messenger RNA from Guyanagaster necrorhizus, 1253 nucleotides. Its product is annotated as 3-carboxy-cis,cis-mucoante lactonizing enzyme. Lineage: Eukaryota; Fungi; Basidiomycota; Agaricomycetes; Agaricales; Physalacriaceae. The transcript is spliced from 3 exons. The record is from RefSeq and is a predicted model, not a curated record. Gene Ontology annotation, molecular function: protein binding; 6-phosphogluconolactonase activity. The coding region runs from base 153 to 1205 and encodes 350 amino acids.